Molecule: messenger RNA, 1224 nt
Organism: Osmerus eperlanus (European smelt)
Lineage: Eukaryota; Metazoa; Chordata; Actinopteri; Osmeriformes; Osmeridae
Gene: scpp1
Product: secretory calcium-binding phosphoprotein 1
Exons: 9
Coding region: 129-1040 (303 amino acids)
Source: RefSeq, a predicted model, not a curated record
UGUGAUUGUCUCAGCAUCCAGUCUCCACACUUCUGAGAUAAAGCGUAGCACUGCAGCCUACCUCUGUACGCCACAUAGGAACCAUUGGCUGAGCAGUCUACUGCAUCUGGUUACAGCAGAGCGGAAGAAUGAAGAUUACCACAGUAAUACUCUGUCUGGUGGGAGCAGUUUCUGCCAACCCAAUUUUGCACAGAGUAGACAUGGAGCCAUGUGUGUCUGAAUCAAAUGCGACCCAAAGUUUGUCUGGCUCACAAUCGUCAGAUCAAAGUGACACUUCAGAACUUCAGAGCUCUGAGGAAAACACAUCAGAAGAUACAUCUGAAAACCAGACUUCAGAAUCCGAGUCAGAGUCAGAAUCAUUGGAAUCCAAUUCUGAUGAUGAGAGUUCUGAAAAGAGUCAGAGCCAAUCACUCCAAGACACAAACACGUCACGUGAGAUGGGUGUAACCAGUGACAACAGCCUGGGCAGUGAGGAGAACAUUCGCAAGAGUUGGAUCCGGAUGUUUGCAAAUGUCAUCCAAGUUCUGAGCCCCAAGGUCAACGGCAGUGUCAAGGUCAAAGGUCAACCAGAUCAUCAGAAUGUUGAGGAGGGAGAACAACUGCACACCUCCAUUCACACAACCACUGCCAUGACAGUCAACCGGAAGGGCACCACAGUACCAAGCAAUGGAGACAUCUUUUUGGUGGAAAGUAUUUCCCAACCGUUAGAUGGUCAAAUUGCGACCAUUCCCAGAGAGGACCAUGAUGACAGAGAAGGUUGUGAUAUCAGCAAUGUGCCAAAGGCUAACACUGACUCCAGUGAGAGCAGUGAGACCUCUGAGGCCAGUGACAGCAGUGACACCAGCGAGAGCACAGAAAGUGAGACCAGCGACAGCGCAGACACACAGCAGAUGGAAACCAGGGACUGCCGGGGAGGUGUCGAUAGCACUGCCUGCGACAGUGACGAGUAUGUCUUCCAGGACAUAGGUGAUGACGCUCAUUACCCAGUGGAACACCUAAUGAUGCCAGAAGAGGUGCAUGAAUUGCAUCUACGGAGAUAAUGAACAACUUGAUGAACGUCUCUCAAUCCUACACUGCAUUACACAUAGAGAUAUUAAGCUUUUUCAUGUUGUAUUGUGCUUCAGUACCUCAAUUCAUGGUCAGCUUUAAUUAUGACUUCAAACUAAUGUUAUAGAUAGCAGGUGGUCAGUUUAUAGGCAUCUGCAAAGUUUGAAAUUAAAUGUA